Messenger RNA from Cylindrotheca closterium, 969 nucleotides. NCBI's taxonomy places the organism in Eukaryota, Bacillariophyta, Bacillariophyceae, Bacillariales, Bacillariaceae. The record is from the annotation of a GenBank genome assembly.
AUGACAUCUAUAACCGACAACGGCAAAAAAGCUGAAGAAGUAGCAAGUGGCAUUCCACCAUGGCACGCGCAAUUAUUCAUUGGGAGUUUAUUAGCUAUCUCUGUACAGAAUCUGCCGUCGAGGGCCUCCCUUGACCAAGUAGCGACGAUUGAAGCGUUAACCGCCCCGGUGCUCCCCAACGUUUUCUCGCUCAAGAGCCUGGGAAUUGUCCGUCUUUCAAUCGCUGCAUCGAUAUGGAUUGUCAUGUUCUUCAUUGCGGUGAUUUCAGAUGGAUGGAAGAUACAUACAGUCUACAAGCCACAAACAAAGUUGAAGAAAUCUGUGAUCCACAUGAAAGGAAUUCGAACGUUCUUCCCGUUCACUUCGUGGUCCUGGAUUUUGCUGGGACUCUAUUUUUCCAUCAACGGAUACAUUGCACUCACCGUGGAGGCUGGAGCACCAGAGAAGAUUCAACCUUGGAUGUUGAGAGCGGCCUCGAUUCUCUUUGAAAUUUCGGCACCCUUUGCGUUGUUGGUCUCUGCAGUCAUUCGCUAUGCAAUUUGGCCAGCGGUUUUAAAGUCAGGAAAACCCCACGCGCUUGACAGCUUCCGAAAUCAAAUGAUGCACAACAUGAACGCAGUCUACGCCCUCAGUGAAAUGGCAUUACUAGGUGGCCCUGCAAUGAAUUUUUCCCACAUUUCACUGCCCUGCUUUGUUGGCUGUUGUUACAUUCUCUUCGCAUGGUCGGCUGCUCACUUUUUGGGGAAGGCUGGGACGACACCAGGACCUCAGUAUCAGUACUUUUUCUUGGACACAACUCUUGGGAAGGCAACAACAAUCUCAUUGGCAGUUCUUUUGGUUGUGCUGAUGACAUUCUUUGCUUUCUUUGUUGGAAUUAGCGCACUUGUAAAUCUUUCUGGUGGGAACCUAAUUCUCAACUCCCUCGCUGUCAUACUGGUAUCUAGUCUAGUGUGCAAGGUGAAGGCAUAA